UGCCCCGUUAAACGUAGAAGAUCAGAAGAGCAGUUAGAGGACAUUAAGACAAAGAAACAAAGAAAGUCGAUCUCACUGUAUAAACUUAAAGCCAUCAAGAUGAUUGGUGAGGGAGCGUUUGGAAAGGUGAGAGACUCUUAUAAGGAUCAAACAAUAAUCACAAACGAUUCGUAAUAUUAAUUUGCACAAAAUUUAGACUAACUUUCGGCGGAUCACCGCCCUACAGUGGCGAGUAUCUCGUGGUCAAAAAACAAGCGAUUUAUCAAUUAGUUGAUCAAUUAAUUAAAUAAGUAAUUAUCUAUUUAUUAAUUUCAAAACUCCGUUAAAGAAGUUGAAAGGCUUUGUUUUUUUUCGAUUUUGCUAAGUGUGCGCCCAUUUAAUCAACAAAUAAGCGAUCAAAGGUGAAUAUGAUAUACACACUGUGUAAUUCCUUCUUUCUCCAACAAGUGGAUGAUAUCUGGGGCUAUUUUUCGAGUAAGGAAGUAAUUUGAAGUUCUUUGGAAACGCACUGGGUUUGAACUAAAAAAGGCCGGUUUUAAUACCGCGCCUAUCAACCGCUACAUCUGAAAGCGUGUCUUAUUCCAAAAUAUCUGUCAAUGUUUUUAUAGGUUCGUCUUUGUGAGAACCGUCGCACCAACAGACAAUACGCGGUAAAGCAGAUAAUUGAACCUGACCCAAGCAGUGUGGAAGAGAAAGUAUUGAGCCUCGCCUCGUCCAGUCCUUUCAUAACAAGACUUUGUGAAGAAGUUGAGAACCCGGUAUGAUACUUUUCAAAAUUGUACAAACAUUUUUCCUCCUUCUACCCCCGGUAUAAACUCCCACUCCCGACCGUCCGCCCAUGUGGAAAAAACGGCCGGCCAAUUACAUUUAUAGCAUACCUACAUCUUGACGAACUUGAAGGAAAUCAGGGGACUACAAGCCUUCCGAAAGAUUGUGAAUUAUACCUGUGCUAUGAGGCUUGAGUGAGGCGUUUGUGGUCGAUGGGUUAACUCCUCAAACUCUGGAUCUGAAGGUCUGAGGUUCAAGCCUCGCCAGUCGCGUUGUUUCCCAAGACAAGGAACUUUACUCCACUUUGUCUCUCUUCACCCAGAUGUAUAAACGGGUGCCGGCUACAUACUGCUUGGGGUGAACCCUGCGAUGGACUAGCAUCCUGUCCAGGGGGGAGAAGCAAUACUCCUAGGCUUGCAUCAUGCUUCGGAAACCGGUAUAAACUCCGACAGCGUGGGUCUUUGGCUCGUGUACGCCUUUACCUUUUACCUAUAACGGCUCCACUGGGCGUUUCUCUCUGUGCCUCAUGAUCUUUCUCAAUUUUACUCACUAUAACCUAAAAGAAAAUAGAAUGUUAUGGGUCAACUAAUAGUUUCUUUGUAUUUUCAUAUUAUAGUACCCUGGUCAUUUCAUUAUACUAGAGUUCGUUGAAGGAGGAGACCUUUUCACUGAAUUGGAUGAGAAUGGAUGGCUCAGCGAAAAUCGAACUAGGUAAUCGUACUUCCAUACCAAAGUUUUCGAGCAGCUGUUGAGAAAACAGUCUAUAACGUGACAAUGAAAGAAAACAGGACAGAAUUUAACACAUUUGGUCAAGUUUUCCUUUUAAACCGAAUGCCUACUAACACUUUAGUAAGACACGUUCCAUUAGUACUGGCUCGAAAUCAUCGUAAAUUAUUCUUGACCCACUCAUCCUGAAAUAACGACUGGUUCUAUCAACUGAGUUCUACCCAAUACAUGUAACCUUCAAAUUAAACCGAGGAUGCAAAAACCGGUAAACAAGACAAUUCUGUCAAAAAAAGUGAUAGAAACUUCACGCCUUCACCUCACAUACGCGGACGUAUACAAAAAAUGUACCACCUAUGGACCACUCCGAUGGACCGCUUCGUGAACCCGGUCCAUGGACUACCCCUGUGGACCACGCCUAAUUUUCGUAGAUGAAUUUAACCAGAGGACUAAACACAUUUUUGGAACCUUAAAUGGACGAAAAUGUGGUCAGUUUUUAUUAUCAGUGGUAUGGGCUCCUCAUAUUUUACACUCGCUUACUUUUUUUUCAAUUCCAUAGCAAUUGGAUGGGUUCGUUUUAGUCUGGUGAAGGAGUCAACAUAUUUUAGAGGGGCAGAAGUAUGGAGGAAGAAGUAUCCUAUGCAGCUUGUUUCGUGUUCCUGUUGUGUGAAAAUCGAACCAAAAACAGCUGUGUAUGAGACUAAGGACAAAAUAUUGUUUCUCCUCCCAGGCUUAACCAAACCCAUGAAUGGAAUUCAGGAAAAAUUUGAGCAAGUGUAUAAUAUGAGGAACCUUCAAUCCUGAUAAUAAAGACACAGUUUCAUCCAUUUAAGGUUCCUAAAUCUCGUUUAGACCUCUAGCUGCUAAAGAUUCAGGUUCAAAAAUUAGGGGUGGUCCGCGGGAGUAGUCCAUGGACCGGGUCCACGAAGAGGUCCGCGGACUGGGUCCGCGGAGAUGGUCCAUGGACCGGGGGUCAUGUUUUGUAUGCGUCCAUAUACGCUUAGUCAUUCAACAAAGCGUUAGUUACAGUUUCGUUAGGAAUCGAACUAUGAACUAUAAGCUAUCAAUUGAGGUCAUUUAAUCUUGCUAAUGAGACGUAGUAUUUUACUUAAAACAUCAUAUUGCUUGUCGUUUUGUUUUAGGUUUUACACUGCUGAGAUCAUCGCUGGAUUGCAAUUUCUACACCAAAAAGGUGUCAUUCACAGGUGAGCAGAAAUAUGAGAAAUAGCUGAAAUUCACACUUGUCAGCCGUAAAUCACAUGACUGUAAAAAGUAGGUGAUCGUUUGCUAGAUCAUUGUCUAUCAUGACAGGACUCAGCGCUCUCUAAGGUCCUUGUAUGGGUGAAGAAAGUUAAAUUUAUCAUUAUGCGGCUAUUUAUCCCUUUUCCUCGAAGAUUACGGUUGCAUCUCUUUUGGCUCAGUUUACUUAAAAAUCAAUGCCUUUAAUAUUUGCGUAAAUUUUUAUUUAUCCUAUGACAGGGACUUGAAACCUGAAAACAUUUUGCUGACCAAAAAUGGGCACAUCAAAAUCAGCGAUUUCGGAUUGUCCGCUAUCAUCGAUCCAGUUACACAGGAAAAGAUUAUCAACGCAGAAAUUAUCGGGACACCUCUUUACAUGGCUCCUGAGGUAAACCAUGGUACUGUAGCGUUAGUUAAGGGGGAAGUAUGGUUAAAAGCAUUAUUUUUCGUUGAUUUCCACCACCUCUCCUAAAUAUCAUUCAAUCAAAAAAUGACUCAAUUAUGUUGCAGUCCUUAAUUCACAAUUAUUUUUGAAUUUUUGGAUGAUUUUUCGAAUAUUUUAACCUAUAAAAUUUAGGGGGGAAGAUGUUUAAAACUUUGGGAAAAUGGGAAAACAUUGGAUUUGGGGGUUGUUAAAAAUUGAAAUAUGAAGUUAAUAAUUAGUAGACAAUUACCAGAUAGUCCACCACCACAAUAAGGUGCCUCUGAUCCCAUUAGCGGAAUAACUGGUACACCUAUUCUAACCUAAUCAACAUCAUCUCCCAAAAAACAAACCGUAAUUCCCCCUUAAGCCCUGUGAACCAAGUGUCUAAAUCAGUUUCUCGUGUAGCCUUUCUUGGUCAAUAACUCAGUAUUUUAUCCCAGAUCUAUGACCCAUUUCAGAACCACCAUCCAAAAUAUCCCUGGGCCUGAUAUCCUGCUUUUUACUUAGUGAAUCAGUGCUGAUAAUUAACGCUAAAACAAAUCUUUAUACAGGCUAUUAAAUACGAUGUUUUCUUGUACCAGAUCAGAUAUGUUACAGGUCAAAUUUGGUUUCAGGUUAAUUUUGAUUUGAGCUAGCUCGGUUAAAUCUCAAUUUUCUUUGUAUCCUUGCCCUAAUUCAUGAAUAAUUAGGGACAUGAAACAAAGCAAAUAGAGAACCAACCUACGUUAAAUAAUUUUAACCUGAAUUUAAUUUUGACCUGUAAUAUAUAUACUAAUGUUGGAUACACUGGAAGAAGGAAGAGCUGUUCAGUUUCCACAAAGCUAACAAUACACGACAUGAUCUACUCAUGAAAAAAUCACAAACCUCGUAGUAAGAUCUUUUGCUUAGGAGAAGCUCGACUUGUUUUCAUGGAAUAACAUCUUCUCGUGCUGAUGUUAGCUUAGUGCAAGGUGUUAUUUGUUGCAGAUUAUUUUACAGGACCCAUACGACGCAUGUGUGGACUGGUGGGCUCUUGGAGUCAUGGUGUUUACGAUGCUCACUGGAAUGGUUUGUAUUUCAAAUGUUAUUUCAGUUAUCUUGUUCUUAACACGAAAAAGGUGAAACUGAACUUAGACUAUGAUGAUGGUAACCUUCUUAGUUAACAAUGUACAUUUCAGAUGCCGUUUGAUGCUGAAUCGGAGGAUGAGUUAUUUGAUUUGAUCGUAUAUGACUACCCACAGAAACCGGACAAAAAAACAUUGUCUGAGCUGUCCAUUGACGCCACUGAAUUGUUCCUACACGUAAGUGUCAAAUACAUAAAUCAUACAUGAAAGGUUAUAUUCCCUUAUUUUUUUACAUGUACCCAAAUUAUUUAUUGUCAGUCGAUAUCAAUAGAGGCCACACUUAGUGAAAAAAUCCAAAGAUUGACUCCCUUCUCCCCGGGGUAACUGCUCCCCAUAACGGAUUAUACGGGAAGGCUCCACCAGAAAGGGUUUCCUUUUUUAGGAUUCAGGUAUAUUGAAGGGUAGAGAAAUCUUUUUUAUGUUGGAAUGAGUGAAGAACAAAUAUGACUAGACUAAAACUAGGUCAACGUUAACUUCCGUUACGGAGUAUCAUAAAAGCCUAACAUUUCCUUAAACAAAGGUCUCUGAGUUGAGAUUAAAUACCGGUAUUACAAGACAUAUCACAUUUUUUGGAUGUUUUCAGUUACUAGAGAAAUAUCCACAAGACCGUCUCGGGUAUAAAGGAGGCGAUUACCCCUGGAUCAGAGAUCAUGCUUUCUUUCACGGCUUUGACUGGAAGAGACUGGAGGCAUUGGAACUCGACCGCCCACCUUGA
Messenger RNA from Porites lobata, 4972 nucleotides. NCBI's taxonomy places the organism in Eukaryota, Metazoa, Cnidaria, Anthozoa, Scleractinia, Poritidae. The record is from the annotation of a GenBank genome assembly.